ACUCAUAUUCUGAAAGAUUGUUUUUAAACUCGUGACCCGGAAGUACUUAGUUAUUCUUGCCUUCACAGUGAUCUAGUUAUCUACGUGUAUUUCAGGAAUAUCUUUUGCCCCAUAUAAUAGUCCAAUGAUGACUAAAUUACAAUAUCUGAAUGUGUAUCUAACUGAGCGUUUGAUGCAAGCUGCGGAGGAGAUACUUGGAGUGGUCGGAGACACAAUUUCUGAGUACCAGGAAGAAAUAGCUCGGACGAAGAGAGAGAACCAAUACCUGAAACGCCACUUGAUCACACCGGUCCUACCUGCUCCUCAGCCCAUUGUCUCUUGGGUCUCAGAGCAGCAAACUCCCCCUGAGCAACAGCGCUGUGAGCAGGAGUGGAGCUCCAGUCUGGGGCAGGAGGACACAGAGCCCACACAGAUUAAAGAGGAACAGGGUGAACUCAGGACCCGUCAGGAGGUAGAGCAGAUUCAAGGGCCGGAGGCUGAUACCAAAGAAGACUCCAUAAUCAUUCCUCUCUGUGUGAAAGGUGACUGUGAUCAGGAGCCACCUCAGCCCACACAUCUUCUCCAAACUGUGGAGAACAGAGAGAAGUACUCUCUACUGACCAAUACAACUGGACAGAUCAAAACAGAACCUGAUGGAGAGGGCUAUGUAGUAUCACUAUCAGAACCAACCAGUGACUCCCCUCAGUCUCAGCCCCUCUCUGCAGUAAAUCCAGACUGUUCUAGAACACAGAGUGAGAACACUGAAAGUGUUCAGAGAGAUCCAGAAAGGAGACCAGAGGAGGACACCCAGACACACUCAUGUACUCAGUGUGGUGCCGUGUUCUGUGAGCUAUCCCAACUGAAGGCACACAUGCUAUCCCACACAGAACCACACAGUGGUGACACUAGUCACAGGCAAAUCCUCUGCACAGUCUGUUGGAAGUCAUUCACCUCUACCAGUUACCUCAAGGUCCACCUGUGUUCUCACAAUAAGGAGAAGCCCUUCCACUGUGGUGUGUGUGGCAAGAGUUUCAGCUACUCAGGGAGGUUCAGGGAGCAUCAACGCAUCCACACGGGAGAGAGACCGUACCGCUGCCACGUGUGUGGUAAACGCUUCAACCGGUCUACCCAUCUGAAGACCCACCUGAGGGUCCACACGGGGGAGAAACCCUACUCCUGUCCUGUCUGUGGAAAAGGGUUCAGUCAGUCCAGCCAGAUCAAAGGACACCUCAGAACUCACACCCGAGGAAGGGUCCCAGACGUGCUCAAUGGGAUUGAGGGUCAUUUCAGGAUGAGCCUGAAGGAAGGGUACCACAUGAUGGAGGAGGAUGUCUUCCCUCAUGCCCAAGGCAUGCUCAUCCAGAUGAGCAGAGGGCCCUCAGUGUUCUACAGGAGCACCAUCGAGAGCAUACUGUUGGGCUGCAUUACAGCCUGGUACAGAAACUCCACCGUCGCUGACCGCAAGGUUCUUCACAGGAUGAUAUGUGCAGUCGAACGCACCAUUGGGUGCACACUGCCUGCCCUGCAGGACACCUACAACACCAGGUGUCGUAGGAAGGCCAAAAAGAUCAUCAAGGACCCCAGCUCUCCGAGCCAUGCCCUGUUCUACCCACUUCCAUCACUCAGAUGUGGGAAGUACAGGAGCAUCAUGGAAAAACUGGAAGACUGGCCAAUACUAUCUACGUGUAUUUCGGGAAUAUUUCUUGCCCCCUAUCGUCCAAUGAUGACUAAAUUACAAUAUCUGAAUGUGUAUCUAACUGAGCGUUUGAUGCAAGCUGCGGAGGAGAUACUUGGAGUGGUCGGAGACACGAUCUCCGAGUAUCAGGAAGAAAUAGUCCGGACGAAGAGAGAAAACCAAUACCUGAAACGACACUUGAUCACACCGGUCUUCCCUGCUCCUCAGCCCAUUGUCUCUUGGGUCUCGGAGCAGCAAACUCCCCCUGAGCAACAGUACUGUGAGCAGGAGUGGAGCCCCAGUCUGGGGCAGAGGGACCCAGAGCCCACACAGAUUAAAGAGGAACAGGGUGAACUCAGGACCCGUCAGGAGGUAGAGAAGAUUCAAGGGCCGGAGGCUGAUACCAAAGAAGACUCCAUAAUCAUUCCUCUCUGUGUGAAAGGUGACUGUGAUCAGGAGCCACCUCAGCCCACACAUCUUCUCCAAACUGUGGAGAACAGAGAGAAGUACUCUCUACUGACCAACACAACUGGACAGAUCAAAACAGAACCUGAUGGAGAGGGCUAUGGAGUAUCACUAUCAGAACCAACCAGUGACUCCCCUCAGUCUCAGCCCCUCUCUGCAGUAAAUCCAGACUGUUCUAGAACACAGAGUGAGAACACUGAAAGUGUUCAGAGAGAUCCAGAAAGGAGACCAGAGGAGGACACACAGACACACUCAUGUACUCAGUGUGGUGCCGUGUUCUGUGAGCUAUCCCAACUGGAGGCACACAUGCUAUCCCACACAGUACCACACCAUGGUGACACUAGUCACAGGCAAAUCCUCUGCACAGUCUGUUGGAAGUCAUUCACCUCUACCAGUUACCUCAAGGUCCACUUGCGUUCUCACACUAAUGAGAAGCCCUUCCACUGUGGUGUGUGUGGCAAGAGUUUCAGCUACUCAGGGAGGUUCAGAGAGCACCAACGCAUCCACACGGGAGAGAGACCGUACCGCUGCCACGUGUGUGGUAAACGCUUCAACCGGUCUGCCCAUCUGAAGACCCACCUGAGGGUCCACACAGGGGAGAAACCCUACUCCUGUCCCGUCUGUGGAAAAGGAUUCAGUCAGUCCAGCCAGAUCAAGGGACACCUCAGAACUCACACCCGAGGAAGGUAGAAGAUUCCUUAGAGUGAGGGGAUAGACAGAGCCUUCUGUUCUCAAAGUGCCUCCCUUCUCUUCACUUCUACAUAUAAUUGUAACACUAGAGGACUAUAGAAUGUGUAAUGUUUUGCAGACUGAGGCACCUCAUGUAUUGCAUUGAUUUGAGAGAGUUGCUUAAUAACAUGCUAUGAAAAGACUUGACCCUUAUGUAUCACUAGGUUACACUAACUAUUUUAGAGAGAAAUAUAAUGUUCAUUUUGGUUAGAUUUAAAAAAAGAUAUAUCUUGAUUUUCAAUAGGAGCGGGUUGGUCUCCUUGCAAAUAAACUGUCAUAUUGA
Messenger RNA from Oncorhynchus nerka (sockeye salmon), 3131 nucleotides. Its product is annotated as zinc finger and SCAN domain-containing protein 2-like. Gene Ontology annotation, molecular function: DNA-binding transcription factor activity, RNA polymerase II-specific; RNA polymerase II cis-regulatory region sequence-specific DNA binding. Gene Ontology annotation, biological process: regulation of transcription by RNA polymerase II. Bases 125 to 2809 code for a protein of 894 amino acids. The transcript is spliced from 7 exons. NCBI's taxonomy places the organism in Eukaryota, Metazoa, Chordata, Actinopteri, Salmoniformes, Salmonidae. The record is from RefSeq and is a predicted model, not a curated record.